UAAAAUCAGUUUCGGUCUCAGAUUUCUCUGGAGAAUCGUGGAACGUGACUGUGUAAGUAGUACGAAAAAAAUAUUAAAGUCAAAUAUGUGUCAGAAAAUUUGAACAACAAUCGAAAACAUUUUACUUACAUUUUACACAAAGGUAUUCAGUGUACAGAAGAGAUGGCAGAAUUAUCAAACAGUAAUAAAAGCGAUAAUGAUAAAAGUGAUCAGGAGACACAGUGUCUCGUCGCUAAUAAUGUAAAUGAUAACAAAAGCGAUAAUUUAAACAAUGACAAAAGUGGUAGUAUAAACAAUGACAAAAGUAUUAAUAUAAAUAAUGACGAAAGUGAUAAUAUAAAUGAUGAUACUACAAAUAAUACCACAAGCAAUAACAAAAAUGAUUGUAACCUAAGGGAAUCUACCCGUAGGCAAUUUUACAAAAGCCGUAUAAGAAAAGAUAAUAUUAAAUUAGAACUUGAUGAUAGUACAUCUCAAGAAGAAAGACGCAGAUUGUUAUUAGAGCAUCAAAAGAAACUUAGAGAUGAAACUAUCAAUACUAUACGUGGUAUACAAGAAUGUUCUACAUCAAAAAAUGAAGAUAUAGAUAAGGAGAAAUAUAUAGAUGAGGAGCAACAUAUAGAUAAAGAGGAAUAUAUAGAUGAGGAGCAACAUAUAGAUAAAGAGGAAUAUAUAGAUGAGGAGCAACAUAUAGAUAAAGAGGAAUAUAUAGAUGAGGAGCAACAUAUAGAUAAAGAGGAAUAUAUAGAUGAAAUUGAGUAUAUGGAUGCGGAAGAGUACAUGAAUGAAGAGGAGUAUAUGGAAGUAGAAGAUUAUGCCUCAUCGUACUAUAAGAUUCUUCCGAACGAUUCCAGAACAAGUCGAAUGAUGCUAUCAGAAUGGAUGCUAGAUGUACCGCAAGAUUUAAUUGAAAAUUGGAUUAUGGUUCCAUGUCCAAUAGGAAAACGAGUUAGAAUGAUCUCAGGCUGGGGUGAAACAAGGUCAUAUUCUAGAAAAGGUGUUCUACAUGGUGUCUUUCCUUCAGCACUUCCAGGUGGAAAUCCUGAUAGUGACUUUCAUCACUCUGCUGCUGUCGAUUGUCUAUGGAUAAAGAACCGAAAACUCUUUUAUAUAUUAGACGUAUUGUAUUGGAGUCAAUUGCCAUUCACAAAUUGUCAGGCUGAGUUCAGGUUUUUCUGGAUCACGACUAAGUUCCAGGAAAUACCAGAAUUUAAAGAACGUAAUGCUGAUACAAAUAAAUAUCCUAUUUUAACUCUACCAAAUAUUAAUUGUAACUCUGACAUUAAUUCAGCCUUGGCAAAUCUUGAUAAUAAACAAUCUCUGGAUGGAUUGCUAUUUUAUCAUCGUCAAGCAUUAUAUACUUAUGGACUUACCCCACUUGUGACGUGGUUAAAACCUUUUAUGUUAUCCGAAGUACUUGGAAUAUCUAUACCUUCAUUUGACGAAAAACCAGAUAAUUAUAUAAGUUUUGAAGAUCACGUACAAAAAGUAAAAGCCAAGAAAAAUCGACAAGAUAAUACUACAAAGAGUGAUACUGAUUUUAUGGAAAUAGAAGGUGUCGUUUAAAAUUAAAAACUCAUUUGUUAUGGCAAUUUAUAAUGAUCAAACUAGAGACGAAAAGAUG
Messenger RNA from Trachymyrmex septentrionalis, 1624 nucleotides. It is a transcript of the gene Snup, whose product is annotated as snurportin-1. The record is from RefSeq and is a predicted model, not a curated record. Gene Ontology annotation, cellular component: cytoplasm; nucleus. Gene Ontology annotation, biological process: snRNA import into nucleus. Lineage: Eukaryota; Metazoa; Arthropoda; Insecta; Hymenoptera; Formicidae. Bases 163 to 1566 code for a protein of 467 amino acids. The transcript has 6 exons.